AUGGCCAGCAGAGCCCCCGUUCCCGCUGGUCUUGAACCUCCUGCCAGCGAUGCGCAAUCCUGGUUCAUUCCCAACGAUGCCGUCACGGACUGGUCAACCAAACCCAUCGCCAGUGGUGGCUUUGGCGAGGUGUUCACGGCUUCAUACUACGGGACCAGAGUGGCCGCCAAGAGGCUUCAUUCCCGCUUCAAUGACCAGGCGCUCGUCUACUUUGAGCGGGAAAUUGGCAUCUGGCAUCGCCUCAGUCAUCCACACAUCCUGCCCCUGCUUGGUGCUUGUGACAAGGACGCCAGCGGCAAGUCCAUCCACCCAUUCAUGGUGUCGCCGUUCAUGCCCAACGACACCCUCCUCAAGUUUGUCUCGGAUCCAAGCAACCCCCGUUCCGUCAAAGAGAAACUCCGUCUCCUCUACCAAGUCGCCGCCGGCAUGUCUUACCUCCACGGCAACAGAGUCGUCCACGGCGAUCUGAAAGCCGUCAACGUCCUCCUGGACGCCUCAUUCAACUCGGUCAUCACCGACUUUGGCCUCUCCCGAACGAAACACACAUCUGCAUCAGCCGCACGAGUCAAGGGUUCCAGCUCUUCUGGCGGCACCCCAGGCUAUAUGGCGCCAGAGAUGCUGGACGAUGAGCCAGCCGGCAGCUCGAAGAAUACCGACGUUUUUGCGUUCGCCAUGACCAUGUACGAGGUGCUCAACGAUGGUAAGGAGUCCUGGAUCACCAAGGACAAUGCUCCGAUGAAGCAAGCCCAGAUCAUAUCCCAGCUACUCCAACACAAGCGUCCCAAGCAGUUCCCUGGCAUCCCAGACGACAUUUGGGCUCUUAUCGACCGCUGCUGGGCCCACGAACCCACAGACAGACCCUCGUUCCCGGACAUCCUU
This is a messenger RNA of Polychytrium aggregatum, 879 nucleotides long. RefSeq names its product kinase-like domain-containing protein. Gene Ontology annotation, biological process: protein phosphorylation. NCBI's taxonomy places the organism in Eukaryota, Fungi, Chytridiomycota, Chytridiomycetes, Polychytriales. The transcript has a single exon. The annotation marks the transcript as partial. The record is from RefSeq and is a predicted model, not a curated record. Gene Ontology annotation, molecular function: protein kinase activity; ATP binding.